Molecule: messenger RNA, 336 nt
Organism: Belonocnema kinseyi
Lineage: Eukaryota; Metazoa; Arthropoda; Insecta; Hymenoptera; Cynipidae
Exons: 1
Coding region: 1-336 (111 amino acids)
Source: RefSeq, a predicted model, not a curated record
AUGCAGCCAUCUGACGUUACCCUAGAGAAUGCAUCCAUCGCACGAAAAAAUUUACAACGACGCUAUUUAAAAAACAAUAAAAAGAAAAAGGCUAAAUAUCGGGUUGGCGAUGUUGUACGCAUCAGUCGUACACGCGGCACCUUCGAGAAAGGAUAUGAAUCGGGAUGGAGUGAGGAAUUGUUUAUUAUCAAACGGAUAAUAACGUGGAGAACAUACUCACCUGUUGUGUACGAAUUGGAAGAUUUAGCUGGUGAAGUAAUUGACGGACUUUUUUACGAACAAGAAUUAGCAGAUGUCAAGAAUAGGAAUGUGCACGAGGGCGAGGUUAUUGUUUAA